ACACACCCCGCCUUCGGAGCAGAUAGGGAACCCUGGAUAAUGGAAAGAUCGAAGCUUCCAAUUGGGAAAUGGUGAGCUCACGAUAGGCUGAUUUUUAUUUAGCAUAGCACUAUCUUGGGGGAGGUGCCCAGCUCUUUCUUAUUAGAAUACUCCGCCGGUGAGAAAGAAGGUGCAAGCGACAAGAGGAGCCGACUUCGCUUUUAGUCUCUAAAGAAAGUCGCCGUGAAUUUUUAAUCAAUUUAACUUCAUUCAAUUCAAUACUCAAUCAAUUCCAUUAUGGCGAUAUAGACGCAAUUUUUUCAUUCUGGUACAAUAUUUCCCAACGGCGAUCAAUCUCAGACAUUAUAGCGCCACAAUAUUAGAAAAGACGAUCCUCAUAUUUACAUCAAAAGAUACGAACCAAUUAACGACGACCCAUGACCAUGGCUCUCUCCGCCCUUCGAGGCACAUCGCGUGCUCUUCGUCCCUUAUCGAAAUGGUCUACUCCAGCCACAGUUCAAUAUAUGACGAGAAGGACGCAAUCUUCUGUCGCCUCUGAUGUUCAACAACGUUUGCUCUCCGCCCAUCUUCACGAUGCCGACCCCGCCGUAUUUGACAUUAUCGAGAAGGAGAAAAAUAGGCAAAAGCACUUCAUUAACCUGAUCCCCUCCGAAAAUUUUACCUCACAAGCCGUUCUCGAUGCGCUAGGCAGUGUAAUGCAAAAUAAAUACUCAGAGGGUUAUCCGGGAGCAAGAUACUACGCAGGCAACGAAUUCAUCGACCAGUCCGAAAGAUUAUGUCAACAGAGAGCACUGGAGGCGUUUGGUCUUGACGAGAAGGAAUGGGGAGUCAACGUCCAGUCACUUUCCGGUGCUCCCGCAAACCUAUACGUUUAUUCCGCCCUACUAGAUACUCACGAUCGACUCAUGGGAUUAGAUCUCCCUCAUGGAGGUCACCUUUCCCAUGGCUACCAAACCCCGACGAAGAAGAUCUCAGCCGUAUCCAAGUACUUCGAAACAGUCCCUUACCGACUAAACGAAGAAACAGGCUUAAUCGACUACGAAAAGCUUGACGACCUUGCCCAAACCUACCGACCCAAGAUUAUCGUCGCCGGAGCCAGCGCUUACGGCCGAUUCAUCGACUACAAGGCGAUUAAGGCCACGUGCGAUAAAGUGAACGCAUACCUACUCGCCGACAUUGCGCAUAUCUCGGGUUUAAUCGCGGCUAAGGUCGUUCCCGGCCCCUUUGCGUUUGCCGAUAUCGUGACAACUACGAGCCACAAGAGUCUGCGCGGUCCUCGCGGUGCCAUGAUCUUCUACAGGAAAGGCGUAAGGAAGGUCAACCCUAAGACGAAGGAAGAGAUAUUAUAUAACCUCGAGAACCCCAUCAACCAGUCGGUUUUCCCUGGCCAUCAAGGUGGCCCUCAUAACCAUACCAUCACGGCACUAGCUGUGGCACUGAAACAGGCCCAAACGCCAGAAUUCCGAGCUUAUCAAGAGCAAGUUCUUGUGAACUCACAGGCUCUCGCGAACCGCCUAGGCGAAUCCAAGAGCAGUGGCGGACUUGGUUACAAGCUCGUGAGUGGCGGUACAGAUAACCACUUAGUCCUCGUAGACCUAAAGCCCCAGGGCGUCGACGGCGCUCGAGUCGAACGAGUCUUGGAGCUUGUUGGAGUAGCUAGCAACAAGAACACGGUACCCGGAGACAAGUCCGCAAUGAUACCGGGUGGUCUGCGCAUAGGCACGCCGGCUAUGACGACACGCGGCUUUAGCGAAAACGAUUUUGUUAGGGUUGCCGAUAUUAUCGAUCGCGCGGUAACAAUCGCGGCAAGAGUAGAUAAAGCAGCACGCAGCGCGGCUGAGGAAAAGGGCGAGAAAUACAAGCUCAAAUUCUUCUUCGACUUCCUUGGCACCGGCGAGGAAGACUCCGAAAUUGUGCAGCUACGCGCUGAGGUCUCGGACUGGGUGGGAACAUAUCCUCUUCCUUGGGAGGAGCGACAAUGACGUUGAGGUGCAUUUAUGAGGUUGUGACCGCGACGGGGCGGCACAACUUGGGAUAUUGAGGGUUGGGCUGGAAAAGGAGGUGGGUGUGGUACCUCGUCCGUCCAAUGCUUCUCCGUCUUGCCGCUGUUGGGCAUUUCCCCCUUGUCAACAAGCAAGGCGGGCGGCGUGGGUGGGCGACACGGGAGACGUGGGCAACUAAACACGUAUGGAAUGGCGUGGAUGCAAGAAGGGUAGCAUUGGGGAGUUUUCGGAUGGGUUCCGCAUACAGGAAAUAUAGAGGCGGGAAACCCUCAUGAUUUUUCGUGAUGGCCUCAUUUGCAUUAUUUCGGUUUCAACAACAAGCAUUUCAACAUUGCAGAUCUUGUCUGUAUUUUGUUCGGGGCGGUGCAUGCACGUCGUACGAAACGUCAGCGAGACAGGACGGACGGAUAUCUGGUUAUUGUUUUCUACUGGUGCUGGCUUGGCAAGGUAUAUUUCGGGAAUUAACUUACCUAGGUAGGUCGCCAAGUAACUAUGUAGCUAUGGAUUUACUUUUUUCGUAAGAACGAAUCAAAAAAGGAAUAAAUGCAUAACGAU
Hypoxylon trugodes is the source of this 2558-nucleotide messenger RNA. RefSeq names its product serine hydroxymethyltransferase. The record is from RefSeq and is a predicted model, not a curated record. Lineage: Eukaryota; Fungi; Ascomycota; Sordariomycetes; Xylariales; Hypoxylaceae. The transcript has 5 exons. Bases 417 to 1982 code for a protein of 521 amino acids. Gene Ontology annotation, biological process: L-serine catabolic process; tetrahydrofolate interconversion; folic acid metabolic process. Gene Ontology annotation, cellular component: cytoplasm. Gene Ontology annotation, molecular function: zinc ion binding; serine binding; cobalt ion binding.